AUGGAUUCUGAAAAAAUCGUUGCCAUCAUUCUUGCGCUUUUAUUACCCCCAUUGGCGGUUUUCAUGAGAGAAGGUGCUACUACACCAUUAUGGAUUAAUAUCGUUUUAUGUAUAUUCAUCUGGUUCCCGGCCAUCUUACAUGCGCUUUACGUUGUUCUCAAAUCUUAG
Messenger RNA from Hyphopichia burtonii NRRL Y-1933, 168 nucleotides. RefSeq lists its product as uncharacterized. Bases 1 to 168 code for a protein of 55 amino acids. Gene Ontology annotation, cellular component: membrane. The record is from RefSeq and is a predicted model, not a curated record. The transcript has 2 exons. Lineage: Eukaryota; Fungi; Ascomycota; Pichiomycetes; Serinales; Debaryomycetaceae.